AUGUUGCCUUUCUCCGAGGUAUAAAUACUGUCUGCAGCUUUAGAAUGGCGAUAUUAAUUCGAAAGUGAAAGUUAGUAAGUGUGUUGUGAUCCUUAAAGCUUUUUAACAAGGAAGCAUUAUGAUUUUUAAGGUUGCCCUUUUGGUUGCAUUUGCUGUGGUGGCUUCAGCACAAUACCACCAUUACCCAUCCCAUGGAUAUGCCCACCAUGAUGAACAUCACGAUUAUCCCCAUGCACCCCAGCCAUAUGAUUACGGUUAUGAUGUAAAGGAUGAUUACGGCAACAAACAAUUCCGUAAAGAAACUGGGGAUGGAAAAGGAGGUGUCAAGGGUAGUUAUGGCUACGUCGAUGCUCAUGGAAUCCACAGACAAGUUGAUUACGUAGCUGAUCAUCAUGGAUUCAGAGCACAGGUCAAGACCAACGAGCCAGGAACUGCUAACCAAAACCCAGCUGCCGUAGGCGUCCACUCUGCAGCCCCUGCACAUGUUCCUGCUCCAGUACACCCCGCACCUGCAUACGCAGCCCCUGCACACUAUGCCCCAGUGCAUGCUGGACCUCACUAUGCACCAUCUCAUCACAUUCCCUACAGAGUACCCAAAUACUCUUAUUAUUAGAAUGUUUAAAUACUACUAUGGUAAGUUGCUUUAUAAAAUAUUAUU
Parasteatoda tepidariorum (common house spider) is the source of this 658-nucleotide messenger RNA. RefSeq lists its product as uncharacterized. The record is from RefSeq and is a predicted model, not a curated record. Gene Ontology annotation, molecular function: structural constituent of chitin-based larval cuticle. Gene Ontology annotation, cellular component: chitin-based extracellular matrix. NCBI's taxonomy places the organism in Eukaryota, Metazoa, Arthropoda, Arachnida, Araneae, Theridiidae.